AUGGGGAAGGAGAAGCUUCACAUAAACAUUGUGGUGAUCGGGCAUGUGGACUCUGGGAAGUCCACCACCACAGGACACCUCAUCUACAAGUGCGGAGGCAUCGACAAGAGGACCAUCGAGAAGUUUGAGAAGGAGGCUGCAGAGAUGGGGAAAGGUUCGUUUAAAUACGCCUGGGUUUUGGACAAGCUGAAAGCGGAGCGAGAGCGCGGCAUCACCAUCGACAUUUCCCUGUGGAAGUUUGAGACGAGUAAAUACUACGUGACUAUCAUCGAUGCACCGGGACACAGGGACUUCAUCAAGAACAUGAUCACUGGCACCUCUCAAGCCGACUGCGCCGUGCUCAUCGUGGCCGCGGGCGUGGGAGAGUUCGAAGCCGGGAUCUCCAAGAAUGGCCAGACCCGCGAGCACGCCCUGCUGGCCUACACGCUGGGGGUGAAGCAGCUCAUCGUGGGCAUCAACAAAAUGGACUCCACCGAACCCAACUACAGCCAGAAACGCUACGAGGAGAUUGUGAAGGAGGUCAGCACCUACAUCAAGAAGAUCGGAUACAACCCCGACACCGUGGCCUUCGUGCCCAUCUCCGGCUGGAACGGGGACAACAUGCUGGAGCCCAGUCCCAACAUGUCUUGGUUCAAAGGAUGGAAGAUUAACCGUAAAGAUGGUCAUGCGUCCGGCACCACGCUGCUGGAGGCUCUGGACGCCAUCCAGUCGCCCUCUCGUCCCACGGACAAACCCCUGCGCCUGCCGCUCCAGGACGUCUACAAGAUCGGAGGUAUCGGCACAGUCCCGGUGGGCCGCGUGGAGACCGGGGUCCUCAAACCGGGGAUGGUGGUGACGUUUGCCCCGGUGAACGUGACCACAGAAGUGAAGUCUGUGGAGAUGCACCACGAGGCUCUGCCCGAGGCGCUGCCCGGAGACAACGUGGGCUUCAACGUCAAGAACGUGUCCGUCAAAGACAUUCGCCGUGGCAACGUGGCCGGGGACAGCAGGGUCGACCCGCCGCAAGAGGCCGCCAGCUUCACCGCCCAGGUGAUCAUCCUGAACCACCCGGGUCAGAUCAGCGCAGGUUAUGCCCCCGUGCUGGACUGCCACACGGCUCACAUCGCCUGUAAGUUUGCGGAGCUCAAGGAGAAGAUCGACCGUCGCUCGGGAAAGAAGCUGGAGGACAACCCCAAGUUCCUGAAGUCCGGAGACGCCGCCAUCGUGGACAUGAUCCCCGGAAAACCCAUGUGUGUGGAGAGCUUCUCCGAGUACCCGCCUCUCGGUCGUUUUGCCGUGCGUGACAUGCGGCAGACCGUGGCCGUGGGCGUCAUCAAAGGAGUGGAGAAGAAAGCUCCGACCAGCGGGAAGGUCACCAAGUCCGCGCAGAAGGCCCAGAAGACCAAAUGA
Messenger RNA from Knipowitschia caucasica, 1389 nucleotides. NCBI's taxonomy places the organism in Eukaryota, Metazoa, Chordata, Actinopteri, Gobiiformes, Gobiidae. The record is from the annotation of a GenBank genome assembly.